GGGUACUUUAUUAUUUACAUUCUCGGCAUACUGUUGAUGUGUGUGAACCUAUACAAAAAUGCCUAAUACAUCAUUAGCUCUUCAGCUGAAGAAACUCCAAGCACCACAGACUCAGUUGCUUUUACACAGAAAGAAAAAAGAUUCAUUCCUAUUUGAUCCAAAGGAAGCUGCUAAUUUUGAUAGGGAUGAUAUUUAUGAACUAGGAUUGAGUGGUCUUGAGGAGUUGAAAAAGUUUAAUCCUAAUUUUAGUGCAUUUGACAAUACAUUAUUUGAUGUUACAUCUAGAUUUUUCGAACGUUCUGUUGAAAGUUCUGAAGCCAAUGAAAAGUUGAAUGAUCAAAUCAAAACUUUUUUGACUUUGCUAAGUCCUUAUUUCCUUCUAAAACCAGCUCACAAAGCUUUAGAAUGGCUUAUAAACAGAUAUCAUAUAAAUAAUUUUAAUGUCGACGAUAUUAUGUUCCUUAUAUUUCCUUACCAUGAAACAGUUCUUUUUUCUCGAAUGCUGCAAAUAAUUUACCUGGAAAAAGAUACUGGAAAAUGGCAUUGGCUGUACAAUGUUAAGAAGAGAGGUGUUCCAUUAUCGAAAACUGCUCUUUUGAAUCGAGCUUCUAAAGAUAUGGGUUUUCUAAAAUUUGUAUGUGAUAUGCCAGCACAGGCCAUAAAGAUCCAUGGUAGCCGUGCAUCAGGACUAGGAACUUUAUUUGCAUUUUAUUGUACUACUGUCGUCGGUGGGCUACAACAUGCUGAUCCCAUAAAUGAACUACAUAUUACUCAUAUUUUACCAUCAGUGCUAGCAGCACUUUCAUCCUCCUUAAUUGAUUAUACUGCCUCAGGUUACAUGAUUAUUGCACGUUUAGCAACGAAAACUUGCCUGAGUCCUAAAGUUCUAAAUGUCUUGUUCAACAAAAUCAGUAAGGUAGAGCAUGCUAAAUUACGUUCUGAAACAACUCUAGUUUUGAUACUUCUAUCUCAAAAUAAUGAAGGGAAAUGUGAAUUUCCUGAAAAGGCAGCAGCGAGAAUAGCAGAGGCUCCUUGGUUUAUUUCAAGUUUAAUUACUCUUAAUAAAACUGGGAUUGAUAUCUGCCCAUUUUUGUGUUUAUUGUUAACGACUUGCUUGAAAAGGAUACAGGAAGGCGAAGAGGUUUAUAAGGAUUUUGUUUAUCAGAUGUUGACGAAUGUUAAAUAUAAGUCAGAUACUGCUGAACAGAUAUUUAAGAUAUUAUUAGAAGAAUUCAAUGGAGAAAGUACAGAGGAAAUUAUUAAAUGGUUCAGUGAAGUGAUUAAAGGAUUAGAGAAUUCUUUCCCUCAAGUUUUCGAUUCUGUUGUAUCAGCAGCUCUUUCGGAUGAACAGUCUAAAGCAGGAAUAGCUGUUAAAAUUAUCUUAGGCAUUAACACAUCUAGAAAUGAUCUCUUUCUAAAGUUAGUUCAUCCAAAUGAAGAUGUGCGCUUACAAGCCAUUAAGCAUAUCGGAAAACAUUUUGAACCUAAUCAGUUGGCGUGGUUAAGUCAGACACUUUUAGACAGAUUGAAAGAUGAUAGUCCCAAGGUUGUACGGCAGUUUCUAAGGUUACCAGCACCGAUAAUAUCGACUUUACCAAAAGACAUUUUGGUAAAUAAUUUGCUUUUAGUUAUUGCUCGAUUUUCUGCAACAGAUGAGCCUAUUGUUUUACAAGCAAUAACUAUUCUUAUUAACAACACCACCAAAGAACAUGAAGUAGUUGUCUUAAUAGCUGUUCUCCCAUUCAUCAUCUCUGCGAUGCAUAAAUCAGAUGUCAUUGAAAAUGCUCCAUCAGAUAGACUGGAAUUUUUGUCUAUUCUAAAGUCAUGUGCCACAAAUGAGACAAAUGCUGCUGUAAUUUUGUGGAAAACGAUAGCAGUUUUAAGUGCUAUACCUCCUGUAGAGGUUCUUAUAUCAACGUUUAAAGGCUCCAAACUUUUAAUGGAACAUAGUGCAUUCUGGUUCUCUUCUUCAUUGUUGAUAGGUUCGAAAAUAAGUGACCAUCCAUCACAAGAUAUAGCUGAACAAGUAAUGAAGUUUCUCACCGAAUUUUUACAUUUUCCUGAGCUUGAUACCGUUGGGGAAAUAGGUGAAAUCGAUGAAAAUACACUACAGAGCUGUUUUGAGUUAAGCAUUAAAGGAAAACUUCCUAUCCAGGGAGCAUUGUUCUGCUUAUCUAACCUUUCAAAAUGUAUUCCACAACACAGUUUUUCUCGAAAACCUUGGGUAGAUCCCAAAAAUAAAUCAAAUGCUUUUACAUUAUCAGUGUAUAAGGUUCUUCACGAAGGCUGCCAUUCGAAUAUUAAAGCAGUCCGUGUAGCUUUUUCACAAGUGCAGAUGUCCUUUUUCAAAACUCAUUUCCCAGAUACCGAGUUCCAAAUUUUGUUUCUGCUGAAUGUAGUUAUAUUAGAUCCUGAAGCCACCGGAAAAUGCUUAAAUUUAGUUAUCAAAAUGUUGGAUAAUGAUUCUAGUUUGAUUCCAUCCAUUUUUAAAGAACAAUGUCAGAUAGUACCAUCAUUACUAAUACUGUUAGGUACUCCUGGAGAAAACAUAAGGUCUAAAACUUUAAAGAUUUUGGCCAUUUUAACUGAUUCUCUCUCGACUGGAUUUUUUAGACCUUUAGUUGAAGAACUUGUGAAUCAUUCCACAGAAAUGCUUCUUGACCAUGAGCAGAUUCAGAUUUUUGCUUAUAAACAGCUUUCGCCAUCUAAAGAAGUCAAAAGUCUGUUAAAAGAUGAAUUAGCUAUUUCAAUGGGAAAUGUUCUUCAACAUUUAAUUUCAAUUAUUACGAAUCCUUUGAAUCCGUUAUAUGUGAAGGCAAAGCUUCUUCAAAUACUUGAAUUAGUCCAUUCAAAAGAAAUAUUUCUUGAAAUGCUUCCUGUGGCCAUUCAAUCACUUGGAACAUCAGAAGAAUUAGAUGAGAAAGAGUCUUAUAUUGUUACAUCAAUUUUCAAAAGAUUAAAUCAUUCUAUUACUGAUGUUUUCAAAGAAGAAAAAUUCUGGAAUUCCUUGAAAAUUGCCUUAAGAGAUUCGAAAAGUGUUGUUUUGAGCACAGAUAAUAAGGGAAUCUGUCCUGCAGCUUUGAUAUUAAAUCAGAUCACUAAAGAACUAUUUGAUGAACUUGGUGAUGCAUUACAAGAAAAGGUUGUAUCUCUUAUAAUGGAGACAAUUACGGAUGUUGAAAAUGUUCAAGUCAUUAAUGCUGCUGCCCUUUUUUUUAAAAGAAUUUCUUUAGACUCAAAAAUAUUGGUUUCAUUGUUCACACCCAUGAUGAAUGUUUUUGUUCCAUACAGCCCAAGUUCUCUCAGAGCCAGAACUAGGAAAAGUACCAGUUAUCUACCAUCUCUAGAAACACUUGAAACAAAUGAAUGGAAACGAGGAGUCUGCCUUCUUGAAUUUGUUCAAAAUAAAAAGAAAUUGUCUAACGUAAGCCUUCUGCUUCCUGUGCUAUUUAAUCUUUUAAAAAAGUGUUUACAGUUCGAACAACAAGCACCUGUAGAAUAUGUAAAACAGCUGCUGCUGUCGAGUAUUCUCCAUGUUUGUAAAAAAUUGUCUGAUGGAGAAACAUUGUCAGUUCCAUUGGAAGCUUUACAAGUUGAUGUUGUUGUAGAGUGCGUCAGAGCAUCCCAUAAUCCGCAGACUCAUCACCAUGCCCUCCUCGCUCUCUCCUAUAUUGCUCAUCUGAUCCCAGAUCAGGUACUUCAUAAUAUGAUGGCUAUUUUUACCUUUAUUGGAUCAUCAGUGAUUCGUUUGGAUGAUACAUAUAGUUUUCAGCUAAUAUCAAAAAUUAUUGAAACAAUAAUUCCAAUUCUAGUUAAAUCCCAAAAAGGAGCUGCUCUUGAGGAUGCAGUUACUGUUGUUUUAAGAGUAUUUGUAGCUGCAAUAUUAGACUUACCAGAACAUAGAAGGAUACCACUUUUUAAAAAGUUGAUGAUGACAUUGAAUGAAGGGGAUUUCUUAUGGAUAUUUCUGUGUCUUGUGUUUGAGAAACAUGUAUCUGGUUAUUCUUCUUCAGAAAACGAAGAUAAAUCUUCAGAUCCUGGAGCAAUGCCUAAAGUUCUUAGUUAUGCUUUACAGUUAUGUGCGGAAUUUCCUCCAUCCACUAUUCUAAAAGCAUCCUUGAAUCUUCUGCAAUACAUUUCUAAACUACCGCAUGACAAAGAAACAUAUCUCCUCAACAAGCCAAAAUAUAAAAGAUUCAAUUUUAUUUACAAUAUUGAAGAAAGCACUGGAAAAAAUUUCCGUCAUUACAAAUAUACACUUUUAACAUUUCUUUCAUCUCUAAUGUCAUCCUCUCAGUUUGUACUACAGGUUUCUGAAUUGAGUGAUCAAGAAACAGUUUCAUUGAAAAAUUUAUUUGGGUCAGUUGUUGAAGAGUGUCUGGUUUAUAUAAAAAGUGUAUCUGUCCAAAUUGAACACUCUGUGCAGCAACCAACUGCUAAAUAUUGGAAGGUUGUCUUGAAUCAAUGUUAUGACAUUUUAGAUAAGGCCAAUAUAUUGCUGCCUUCUGAAAUAUUCAUUGAAGUGGUUGGUCAGCUUUUGAGAAACCCCAUAGAAGCAGUGAGGAGGAAAGCGAUGGAGCUGCUUGGAUGGAGACUGCAGCAACCAUCUCCUCUACUUCAGUCUCAGUUACGGGAACUGCUCGAUCCUCUCAUUUUGGUUUUGGAUUCCGUGAGCUCUCAGAAUGCAGUGACCAACGAAAGUUCUGACUCUUAUAUAACUCAGCAAGCAGCCUUGUUUGCUAUCAAGUUAAUGGCAAGGCACCUGAGCACUGCUUAUCUAGAUGAUUUCGUAAAGAUUCUUGCCAAAGUUACUGAUAUUUUAACUUCAGAUACAAAACCGAGUGGGCCAGUUUUUGGUUCAGUUGCCUUAUGUCUUGGAGAAUUAGUUUCAAUGUUAAAAGUGCAUUCACUACCUUAUCUUCCAAAAUUUUUGCCGACUUUGAUUUCUGCUCUCCAUGAUAAUUUAAGUGAUACUAGUGGUGAUGUUCUGCUCCUGAGUAUUGUGACUACUGUCCAAAAAAUUGUCGAAGUUACACCCCAAUUUCUGAGUCCCUACUUAGGUAAAUUGUUGUAUCAAAUAUGCAUAUUAACAGCUAAGUAUGACUUGGAAAUUGCCGACCAACAGCAAAAGGUUCAGUCAUUACAACUCAAGUUAAAACUGAUAAGGCAAAAGAUAUCAAACGAAGUUCCAACGAGGGUGCUUGUUCCAGCUGUUUCUGCAGCCCAUUCAGACCUUUUAGAACACGGCCAUUACCAAGCUAUUGGUCCGUUGAUGACCAUAUUAUCAGACAGUUUCACCUCAGCUUCAGAUCUCAGUUCUGAAACUGUUAAACUGUUUCUUUCUACUCUCGAGUUCCGUACGAUUCAACCUGAGCCAUCUUUGGUUGAAAGCGAGUCUGUUGAAAAUCCAGUGAUUGUGGCAUUUUCGAAGCUCAUUCUCAAACUCUCAGAAUCGUCAUUCAGACCACUUUAUCAGAAAAUAUUUGACUGGGCAACAAGGAAAAAGGCUCCCAGAGAUAGAAUUAUUACAUUUUAUAGGUUGUCUUACCACUUGGCAAAGUCACUUAAAAGCUUGUUCCCCUUGUUUCUUGGUAUAUUUAUUGAAAAUGCUGCUGACAUUCUUGUGAAAAACAAUCCUGCUAAAGAAAUCGAAAAUUGGUUUAGUGGUGAAUAUGCUACCGAAAAAUCUAUUUUAGUUGUUGAAAAUAUAAUUCUGACAUUUUUAACAACGUUUACUAAUGAUUCACAGAAGUGUUUGACAAAAGAAUAUUUUAAUAUAAUCAUGGAACCACUCGUUGAUCAGCUCGAAAAUAGAUCAACUGAUGCUGAAGUUGCCAAUGAAAGGUGUAAGGACAUUCUGAUACCAUGUCUUGCUAGCAUGGCUACUUCAACAGGUGAUGAUUCCCUUUGGAAGCGUUUAAAUCAUCAAAUUCUCCUCAAAACGAGGCACGAUUCACCUGAGGUAAGAAUACUUGGCCUCAAUGCAACUUGCUCUUUGGCUGCUAAAUUGGGCGAAGAUUUUAUGCCCUUAUUACCUGAAACAGUUCCUUUCCUAGCUGAGCUCCUUGAAGAUGAUUUUGAAACAGUAGAAUUCGAAUGUCAAAAAGUUGUUAAUGAAAUGGAAGAAAUUUUAGGAGAAUCAAUUCAAAAAUAUUUUUAGUUAUUUUAUUGGAUGUUACAUGUACUGUACAUAUAAUGUAUACUUAUUUUUGAGUAUAAUAACAUUUUUAUUUCUCUGUUGGUACUUAAAUGUCUAGAAAAUGUCCACAUCUAACCUUAACCACAUCUAAGUCUCAAU
Molecule: messenger RNA, 6298 nt
Organism: Nezara viridula (southern green stink bug)
Lineage: Eukaryota; Metazoa; Arthropoda; Insecta; Hemiptera; Pentatomidae
Source: the annotation of a GenBank genome assembly